Ctenocephalides felis (cat flea) is the source of this 1681-nucleotide messenger RNA. It is a transcript of the gene S, whose product is annotated as protein Star. The record is from RefSeq and is a predicted model, not a curated record. The transcript is spliced from 7 exons. NCBI's taxonomy places the organism in Eukaryota, Metazoa, Arthropoda, Insecta, Siphonaptera, Pulicidae. Bases 413 to 1681 code for a protein of 422 amino acids.
UUAGUGCGAUUUCAUUCGAAUAAAUAACAUAAAGGUUUCAAAUACAAAAUCCGAUUUUGUUGCAAAACUAAUUUCGAAUCGGGUACAAGUGCUCCCAACGUUCAAUUCGGUCUACGAUCAGUAUUUCUGUGGAACGGUUAAUGUUUGUGUGGAAGCGAUUUAAGGUUAAGGCACUACAUGCUUUUCCUGAUUAUAUCUUCUAAAUAUUUUAAAUCUAGAGUUGAAUGGACUUCACAUCGCUUAAAGAAUCAUUCACGUAAUUAAGAACGACUUUUUAAAUAUAAUCGGUGUAAUAACAGUUCGUAUUAAAUAGAAAAUUAUUAUUUUUUAUUUAAUAUUGCGGUAGUAUGGUAACUGUACAAUGGAUUAUUCAUAACUAAAGCAUCUUACGGCUACCAAUUCAAGAUGCGAAAUGGCGGCCGAAGCAAACAAUCCGAAUUGUAAUAUAUUUCCGAGCACGAUCAGCAUUAGUACGGGCGCCGGAGCGUCGGCGGCGAAUUCGGCGUGUGCGGACGGCUGUGCGACGGUUACUCCGCCAGCCGAAACGGGCAACAUGUUGCCCAAGCAGAAUAAGAUGGCAUCGUUCCUCUUCGGACCAACUGUUCUGCGAAAACUGUUGCCGGCAGCACUUUGUCUUAUAACUUUUGCUACCGUUAUGACAAUACUACUCGUCUACAUGGACACAACAGCGCUUAGCCAUCAGCAAUUCCGUAUAAACAUGACUCAAGAUUACGAUAUGCUGAACGUUGCCCAAGAUAAUCCCUUGCUGAUUGCGUACAUUCGGCAGCUCCACAUGAGUGGUGGUUCCAAUGCUCCACAUCUGGGCGUCUCCUCCGACUGGACCGUACGGAAUGAAAAUUCCUCCGGUACAAACGACACGGAUCCAUCAUCAGCCGAUGAUACCCACAAAUCAGAAGGGAAAAGUUCACAGGACAGAAUACUUUAUUUAGUCAGUCUUCUGAACAAUAAGAAAGGCGGCGUUUUCGUUGAGUCUUUGAAUCCAAAUGUGCCUGGAGGAUCUCAGUAUUUAUCGAGCGUUUUAGGAUGGAGCGGUCUUAUUGUAGAACCUGACCCCAGGAGAUAUUUCACUUUGAGAAAAAAAUUAUCGCAUGGAUCUAAAACUCGAGCCGUACAUGCUUGCCUUAGUCCUACACCACAUCCUCGAGAGGUCAGCAUUCACAAAGAAGACUUCAAUGAUGGUGUUCAAAUCCAAACAAUAGAUAAUGAAUCGGACUUGUUUAACUCUCGUGUUAAGUGUUUUCCUCUAUUUUCAUUGCUAUUAGCAAUUAAUUGUACAAAUAUCGAUGUAUUGAGUAUUAGCAGUGAAGGCUAUGGACUUCAAAUAUUAACCACUAUUCCCUUUGAAAAAGUACGAAUUAGUAUUAUAGAGAUUCAUCUAGGGCAUACUGAAGAUUUGGAUGCAUCUCUAAACAUAACCAAGUUCUUGGGGAGUAAGUCUUAUAAGUUGAUGAAUACUUUCGAUAGAAUCUUCGUGUAUAUGAUAAACAACCGAAAACAAUAUCCAUUUAUGGAUGGUUACACAAGGUGUUAUAUAAUUUUACGAUCUCUAUCAUCUUUCAGCUCUAUCAUCUUACAAGAACAAAUUGGCACAGCAUACAAUAAAGAAUUAUUCAGUCUCAUUUCGAAAGUUUAUCAGACUGUUCCAAAGCAAGGCAAUUGA